Vanrija pseudolonga is the source of this 831-nucleotide messenger RNA. RefSeq lists its product as uncharacterized. NCBI's taxonomy places the organism in Eukaryota, Fungi, Basidiomycota, Tremellomycetes, Trichosporonales, Trichosporonaceae. The record is from RefSeq and is a predicted model, not a curated record. The transcript has 4 exons. The coding region runs from base 31 to 831 and encodes 266 amino acids.
GGGCGUCCUCCACGCAUCCAACAGACGUGCAUGGACGAGGAAGAUGAAGGGUGUCAUCUUGCUCGUCGUCUCCUCUCACGCCCCAAGCAGCUGUGCUACUGGCGCCGGCGAAAGCUCAUAAGACGACUGAAUGGUGGUUGUCCCUUUUGUCGUCUAUCAACUCUCCCCAAACCCAAAAUGUAUCCGUCCAUCGACUUUAAUAUGGAGCUGCCAGCGCAGUACAUCGUCCCAACGCACUCCGACAACCCGGACGACCCCAUGGUGCCUGCCAGGCCCAACGUCGUCACGCUCCCGCCGUGCACGAUGCCCGCGUACGACAGCAAGCCGCGCCGCCUGCCGUCCAACCUCGAGAUGUUCCACACCGAGUGGAUGCUCCGAAUGGAUACGGACGUCCUCCCACUCAUCGGCGUCGGAGUGUCCGACAUGGCCAUCCAAAUCCCCCUGGCUUCUGCCGACGUGACGACGAUUGACAAGAUCUACGACGACCGCCGCAAGGUUCUCACCUUUGUCUACUCGGUCGCUCGCAUCCUCCUCUUUGUGAACGACAACGACAAGCUUCAGCUUAACUCGGAGCUCGCCUACGAGCUCUGGGGUGUCAAAGGCAACGAGCUGUUAGGCAGGCUCGACCCUGACAUCCUCGGCUGCCCCGCUGUCGACGCCGCGGAGCAAUUGGAGGACCGCUUCUUCGAGGAGCUCCGCCUCCACACGAUUGCGCGCCAUCUCGAGUCCAAUGGCUGGUCGGUGCCGGGCAUGACGCCUGUAGUGUUCGCGUCGUUCUCCCAGUUCGACCACGCGCCGCGCAAGGUUUUCGAGAUCAGUCCUCGGGAGUAG